This is a messenger RNA of Myotis brandtii (Brandt's bat), 992 nucleotides long. RefSeq names its product all-trans retinoic acid-induced differentiation factor (gene ATRAID). Gene Ontology annotation, biological process: positive regulation of osteoblast differentiation. The transcript has 7 exons. Gene Ontology annotation, cellular component: intracellular membrane-bounded organelle. NCBI's taxonomy places the organism in Eukaryota, Metazoa, Chordata, Mammalia, Chiroptera, Vespertilionidae. The record is from RefSeq and is a predicted model, not a curated record. Bases 248 to 763 code for a protein of 171 amino acids.
CCGCCAAAGCCCGCUGUCCGGUUGAGAAGUCACUGGAGGGGACAUAAUAAAUACGUUCCCGUAGUGAUCUUCAAGGACAAGAGCUUUCCCUGGGGGUGGUCUGGGGCUGGAAGGCCCUGGUGCGCUGAUUUGGCGCCUGGGAAGAUAAGUGUCUGUCAACCCUGAUGCAAAGAUAUGCAUCCAGUGCCCAGGGAGUGUGGGAAAUUGGUCAGAAGUGGCCCAUUAUUGUAAGCAGACGCCAGAGCUAAUGUUGCACGCCCGCUGCUGCCUGAAUCAGAAUGGCACCAUCCUGGGGUUGGAUCUCCAGAACUGUUCUCUGAAGCACCUUGGUCCAAACUUUCCUCAAGCACAUACUGCUGUCAUCAUAGACCUGCACGCAAACCCCCUCAAGGAUGACUUGGCCAACACCUUCCACGGCUUUAUCCAGCUCCAGACUCUGAUACUACCAGAAGAUGUCAACUGUCCUGGUGGUAUUAAUGCCUGGAAUACUGUCACAUUUUACCCAAAUAAUCAAACCUGUGAAGGACAAAGGAACCUUUGCAAUAGCACUGGGGACACAGAAAUAUGUCCUGAGAAUGGAUCUUGUGUGCCUGAUGGUCCAGGUCUUUUGCAAUGUGUUUGUGCUGAUGGCUUCCAUGGCUACAAGUGUAUGCGCCAGGGCUCGUUCUCGCUGCUUACGUUCUUUGGGAUUUUGGGAUCCACCACAUUAUUCAUCUCCAUCCUUCUUUGGGGAACCCAACGCCGAAAAGCCAAGGCUUCAUGAACUACCUAGAUCUUCCUACUGACCUAAAGGUCAUCCCGCUCCAUCUUAGCCCAGCCAGGGAGAUUUGCUUCCUAGACGGGCUGGCCAGAGCCUCCUCCAGGACAAGGCCAAGGUUGGAAGGAAGAUGGAACAUUGCACAGUGCUGGAAGGUCACACUCCAGUCGAGGAGCGGACUAGUCCCAGGUCCCAUUUGUGCUGCUAACGAUAAUAAAUUUUUUUUUUAAAGGAA